GAACACUCGUCCACCUCAUCGUUGUCGUCCUCGUCGUCGUUCGGUUCUCGGAUUUCGCCGGCUCCCAAAGUCACGAGUUUACGAGCUUAGUGGGCGGUGAAUCUCCCUGCCGGCACCGAGCCCCCCAUGCAAAUAGUACGUGUGUGUGCGCAUAUAGACUGCAACAUAAAUUAAAUCGAAUUAAAUCCGCACAAGACUCAAACUAAAGUCGAAAUAUUACAAUAAUUGCCCAGUUACUGUUGCGUGUGAGUGUAUCUGUGUGUGUGUGUGUGCUUUUGGGGCGACAUCUGUUGUCUGAUUUCCGCUUUUUCCUGGUUUUCCCGGCUUUUCUUCAUACCGAAACUUUAAUUGUGUCGUUGUGCCAAGUUCGUGACUUUAAUAUAAAUAAAUAAUUUAAAGAAAAAAACAUACAUGGCCAACGGUUCUGGAAAGGAUCAACAGCAAUUUAAUUAAACCACAAAGAAUUCCACUUGAUUGCAAAACAUAAAUAUACUGGAAAAACAUGAACGUUGCCGAUAAAAUUCCUUACUUGCAUAAAAUAUGAAAUAUAUCAAAUUUUAAUAUUGCCAUUUGCGUUAAUUAAACCAUGAGCAAUUCCAACAGCCGGAGCCGGACAAGCCACUAGCUUAAAAAUGCAUAUUCCCAAGUCUCGACGUCCGAGCACGUCCCUGUCGCCCAAGGACUACGCAGGACUCGCCGGCUGCUCGGCGCUGGCUUUUGUCCUGUACCUAAACACACUUAACGCUGGAUUUGUCUACGAUGACAGACGCGCCAUCUUGGCCAACGGAGACGUGACGGCAGCUCGGCCACUGUCUCAUCUUCUGCGGAAUGACUUCUGGGGCACUCCGUUGCUGGACAGCGGCUCGCACGGCUCCUGGCGUCCGCUGAGUGUGCUCAGCUUCCGAAUGAAUUUCCUGGUGGGCGGACUGAACCCCGUUGGCUAUCACCUGGUCAACGUGCUUCUCCACUGCUUGGCCACCGGACUAGUGGUGCUCGUUGGCCAUACGCUCUUGCCAUUUCGAGUUGGAUCCUUGGCCGCCGGCCUGCUUUUCGCCGCCCAUCCGAUACAUACGGAAGCAGUGGCCGGAUUGGUGGGACGGGCAGAUGUAGUGGCUUGUGUGUGUUACCUGCUCGCCUACCUCGCCUAUCGCCGGCACAUGCUCAGCCGGGAAUGGGGAUCCCUGGCUCUCACCAUUGUCCUCGCCUUGGGCGCGUUGCUUUGCAAGGAGACGGCUAUCACGGCGCUGCUACUGUGCGGAUUGUGCGACGUGAUGUCGGCAAUUAACAGGGAAAAUACUGACAAGCAUCGACUGCGAUCUCUCUCGAUUUUAAGUGUCACCUUGUUGUGUGCCCUGUACUGUCGCCUGAGUGUCCUACCGCGUCCUUCCGCAGCCUUUUCAGUCGCAGACAAUCCAUCGGCUCAUGACUCUUGCAUUUGGACUCGAUUCCUGACCUUUAUGUACCUGCCUGUGGCCAAUUUCCAACUGCUUUUGUGGCCCCAGGACCUGAGCUUCGACUGGGGCAUGGAAGCGGUGCCACGGAUCACAACGCUCUGGGAUGCAAGAAAUAUCCUGAGCAUCGGCUUCUACGGUUCCCUGAUUGCAGUGCUUUGGCGAAGCUCUGGCCUGCGUCGUUCCACUUCCUCGAUGGACUUUGCGGAAGUGGCCAACAUAUCCCUGCCUCUCCUUCGGCAUUUGGGUGGCAAUAGCUGCCACACAUGGCUGCGCCUCACCUGCGAUUGCCACAGCCACCACCACCACCAGGUGUCGGAGCAUGCGAGAUCGGCUUCAAGCUAUUAUCCUGCCCCCAAGAGCUCCGCCUCCUCCGCUUCGCCAGCUGCCUUUGUGAGCGUUGCCUUCCUGGUGCUGCCAUUCCUGCCCGCUAGCAAUCUGCUCUUCUACGUGGGAUUUGUAAUGGCCGAAAGGGUGCUCUACCUACCGAGUGUGGGCUACUGCCUGCUCCUUGGCCACGGCUUUGGCAGUGUGUGGCAAAGGGUUCAUGGCUCUCGGCGAUCCCGGAUACUGCUUCUCUGCGGCCUGGGGCUGCUCCUUGGAGUCCAUUGCCUUCGCACCGUCAGACGCAAUUUGGAUUGGCGGGAUGAGGAGCAGCUAUUUCGUAGUGCAAUCAGCGUAAAUCCCCCGAAGGCUCUGGGGAACCUGGGCAGCGUUUUAAGCGCCCAAGGAAGGUAUCAGGAGGCGGAACGGGCCCUCACCACGGCCCUUAGACAUCGUCCCACUAUGGCCGACGCGCACUUUAAUCUGGGCGUGGUGCACCAGAGGCAACUCAACUUCAGUUCAGCUGUUUCCUGCUAUCGCAGGGCCAUUGAAUUGCGUCCUCAGCUGGCCGUGGCCUAUUUGAAUCUGGGCAUAUCCUUAAUGUCCCUUGGCGACCAUCGUCAAGAAGCCAUCUCUGUGCUCCGAACGGGAGCCCGUCUGGAUGGACAUGGGGUUCGGGAUCGGGGGGCCCACGAGGAGGCUCGCUACACCUGUUACCUGCAACUGAGUGGCCUGCUCCGCUCAGAGGGACAUCUUCAGGAGGCUGCAUCAAUGCUCAAAGAAUCCCUAGAUGUUCUCACCUCACUGCCCCAAAAGCAUAGGGCGAUGCUGCACCUGCGUCUUGGCGAAAUCCACGCCGAGAUGCAGCAUUGGAAUGAGGCUGAAUAUCAGCAGAGGUUGGCCAUGGAACUCCAGCCACAGCAGGGAGCAGUAUAUGUCACCUUUGGCCAGACGCUGGCCAGGAAUGGCAGUCGGCUGGCGGAAGCGGAAAUGUGGUUUAAAAGAGCCCUGCAGCUGGCACCCUUGGAGGCCAGCUCACAUCAUCAUUAUGCUGAUUUCCUGGAACAGCAGGAGCGUUAUCAGGAGGCGCUUAGCCUUCGCCUGAGAGCUGCCGCCUUGGCGCCUCAUGACUAUGUCCUACAGUCCUCCGUGGCGGAUGCACUGCGCCUGCUAAACCGCCUGGUCGAAGCGGAGCUAUGGUACCGAAAGGCGGUCAAUAUGCAGCCGCUGGCGGCCCAUGCUCACGCCAACCUGGGGGCCAUCCUGCAGAUGCGUGGCCUCCGAAAGGAAGCGGCAGAGUGCUAUUACAGGGCCUUGGAACUCCAGCCAGGACAUGCCAUCAGCAGGGCCAAUCUGGACAAGAUAAACCAACACUGGGACACCAAAACGUAGCAGUAGUCCCGGGCCGGAAAAUACUUGUUGAGAUUGUAGGCUUCAAAAAAUUAUAGAUAGGAGAAAGAGAUUAUUAAAUAAUAUAUAUAUUUUUGAAAA
This is a messenger RNA of Drosophila kikkawai, 3266 nucleotides long. It is a transcript of the gene Tmtc1, whose product is annotated as Transmembrane O-mannosyltransferase targeting cadherins 1. Gene Ontology annotation, cellular component: endoplasmic reticulum membrane. Gene Ontology annotation, molecular function: mannosyltransferase activity; protein binding. Gene Ontology annotation, biological process: protein O-linked glycosylation via mannose. The record is from RefSeq and is a predicted model, not a curated record. Lineage: Eukaryota; Metazoa; Arthropoda; Insecta; Diptera; Drosophilidae.